Molecule: messenger RNA, 1686 nt
Organism: Closterium sp. Yama58-4
Lineage: Eukaryota; Viridiplantae; Streptophyta; Zygnematophyceae; Desmidiales; Closteriaceae
Source: the annotation of a GenBank genome assembly
AUGAGUCAGUGGAGCGAUGCGGAGCUGAUGGAGCUCGCAGCGGCUGUCGUUUUCUGCCGGCACAGCGGGGAAAUCACGAUACGGAGCGGCGGCAGGGGGGACGUCUACUGGCGGCAGGUGUGGCGCGCGAUCCGGCGCGCGAACCCCGAGUGGCGGCGCAUUCCGACAGCGAUGGCGAAGCAGUGGACGCGCAUGAGAGCGCGAUACGACGUGGACACCCACGACCCGCGGCGGAAGCGGCGGCGGAAGCGGGGGGGGACGGGGCGGUGCUCCGCGGAGGGGAGGCCUCCGGGGGGCGCCAAGCAGCAGGCGGGGGGGGGUUCAGUUGAGAAGCGGCAGGGAGGAUCUACUAACGCGGAUGAGCAACCCAAUUAUGAGUCAGGGGGGAACACAGGGGCGAAGGCAAAGGCAGCAGCAGGAGCAGCCACAGCAGCAGCAGCAGGGGCAGCUGCAGGGGCCGCAACAGCAGCAGCAGCAACAGCAGCAGCAGCCGCAGCAGCAGCAGCAGGGGCAGCAGGGGCAGCAGGGGCAGCAGCAGCAGGGGCAGCAGCAGCAGCAACAGCAGCAACAACAGCAGCAGCAGCAGCAGCAGCAACAUCAGCAACAACAGCAGCAACAGCCACAACAACAGCCGCAACGGCAGCAGCAGCAACAGCAGCAGCAACAACAGCAGCAGCAGCAACAACAGCAGCAGCAGCAACAGCAGCAGCAGCAACAGCAGCAGCAGCAACAACAGCAGCAGCAACAACAGCAGCAGCAACAGCAGCAGCAACAACAACAGCAGCAGCAACAACAGCAGCAGCAGCAACAGCCGCAACAUCAGCAGCAACAGCAGCAACAACAGCAGGAGAAACAGAAGCAGCAGCCGCAACAACGGCAGCAACAGCAACAGCAGCAGCAACAGCAGCAGCAACAACAGCAGCAGCAACAACAGCAGCAGCAGCAACAGCAGCAGGGAUACAAUGGGCCAUUACCAUCACCAUCACCAGCCUGCGUAACAAAGUCGCUCCUAUUCCUGCUCCCACCGCUACAGAUCCGAUUCUUGACAUCAAGCGGAAAUAUACCGACUCGACGCAAGGACAUGGUGGAUCAGGCGUCACCAUGUUGCACCUGCCUGGUAACAGGGUUACGUUCGCUGCCAGCGCUACAUCCCCCCUGCCAGCUACACUCCCCCUGCCCGCUACAGCCUCCCUGCCUGCCACAGCCUCCCUUCCUGCUACAAAUUUUCACCCGGCGAGUUAUGAACCGGCAUCAGCCCACAGACAAGGCACAGUAGCACCGGCGGAUGAUUUUACUUCUGGGGGUGUCUCACUGCGUGAAAGGGAUGGUAGAAGCGAGCAGCGAGAGCUGCGUGAGAGAAGAUCUGCGAGGAGGGGAACAGAGGGAUUCACAGGAGGUGGAAAGGAUUCGAGCGCAGGGGUUUCGGGCGUAAGGCGGGGAGAGAGGCGGUGCGAGAGGUUGGGCGAGAUGUUGACUGCAGCGAUGGGUGCUGCUGUGAGAAACGCGUGCAUUCAGUUUGAUGAGCUCUCUCGGGAGUUGCUGCAUGAUGCGUACUCACGGUUUGAGGAGCUUUCUCAGAAACUGGCAGAGGAUGCUUCUGCUCAGUUUGAGGAGAUUGCGAGAGAGUUGAUGGAAGAGUGUGCGACAGCUUGCUGCUGCGAUCACAAGAAGCGGAAGAGGAGGUAA